AUGACUCUGACCACGCCUGCUCCUGUGUGCUUAUCCUUCGUCCAAAACGAUGCCUCGUACUAUCGACUUAUUGCGAUUGCUCACCAGGCCAGUCAAGCAAUCCUCGCUAUUUACGACUGUGGCGAUUACGGAGUGCAGUUGAAAGACGAUGCCUCGCCGCUGACGGACGCCGACAAAGCGGCUCACGAACUCAUUGUCGCUGGCCUCCAAAAAAACUGGCCCAGCAUCCCUAUCGUGAGCGAAGAAGACCAAGAUCGGACCGCCUACGAAUCACUGAAGCGUGAGGAGUGCCACUGGCUCGUAGACCCCCUGGACGGAACGAAAGAAUUCAUCCAAAAAAAUGGGCAGUUCACUGUCAACAUUGGUCUUUGCCAAAAUGGACAACCGAUUGCUGGAGUUGUCAUCGUACCCGUAACAGGUCACUGCUAUUUCGGAGGAACCGUAUACGGUGCCUAUAGACUCAAUUUGAACGAGGCAAUGAAACGCAACGCGGUAAUCAACAUGGAAGCGACUUCCGCGAAAUUGGCGACUGAACACAUCGAGGUCGAACAUAUUGUGGCCAACUUUGCCGAAAGGGUCCAUGUAGCAAGUGCUAAGUGGUCUGACCGUGGCUUAACCGUCAUGGCUAGCCGUUCUCACGGUAGCGUGCUGACAAAUGCAAUACUUGCUACGUUUCACGAACCGAAUCUGGUGAAAUCAGGGUCCAGUUUGAAGAUUCUACAAGUCGCUGCGGGUCAGGUCCACGUGUAUCCCAGGCUCGUCCCCUGCUGCGAGUGGGAUACCUGCGCUGCUCAUGCAGUCCUGCUUGCGGCUGGUGGUCACAUGUACCAACUGAACAGCAACCAAAAAAUGCUGCGGAAAGAGCUUGAGUACGGCAAGCCAGACCUGCUCAAUCCUUUCUUCAUUUGCAUGGGAGAGAUAAGCGAUAUACCGGAGCACCUGCUUGAAAAUCACUAA
Molecule: messenger RNA, 957 nt
Organism: Gregarina niphandrodes
Lineage: Eukaryota; Apicomplexa; Conoidasida; Eugregarinorida; Gregarinidae
Product: 3'(2'),5'-bisphosphate nucleotidase
Exons: 1
Coding region: 1-957 (318 amino acids)
Biological process (GO): sulfur compound metabolic process; phosphatidylinositol phosphate biosynthetic process
Molecular function (GO): 3'(2'),5'-bisphosphate nucleotidase activity; magnesium ion binding
Source: RefSeq, a predicted model, not a curated record